This is a messenger RNA of Zymoseptoria tritici IPO323, 1522 nucleotides long. RefSeq lists its product as uncharacterized. The coding region runs from base 5 to 1522 and encodes 505 amino acids. The record is from RefSeq and is a predicted model, not a curated record. Gene Ontology annotation, molecular function: FAD binding; oxidoreductase activity. The transcript is spliced from 7 exons. Lineage: Eukaryota; Fungi; Ascomycota; Dothideomycetes; Mycosphaerellales; Mycosphaerellaceae.
GGAGAUGUCGAUCGCCGACUCAUUUGCGGGCUUCCAGAAUAGUAAUUGGGCUACCUGUCAAGCGAACGGUCAAGGCUGCGGUCUCAACUUCAAUGCGCCGCAGGAUCCGACCUAUUAUGCCGACCCGAAGAACUGCUAUCAGGGUAGCAUACCAUCGUACUACAUCGAUGUCCAAGAGGUGUCUGAUGUGCAAGCCGGGCUCAAGUUUGCCAGUGAUACAGGCAUUCCACUCGUGGUCAAGAACAGCGGUCACGACUACAAGGGACGAUCAAGCGCUCCAAACGCGUUGAGCCUUUGGACGCACAACAUUCAAACUCCUAUCAAGCUUACUCGUGGCUUCACUCCCGACGGCUGCUCCGCUCCAGCUGGCGAUGCAGUCACGCUUCCAGCUGGUCAGGGCUUCAAAGGCGUAUACGAAUUCGCAGAAGCGAACAAUAUCACCGUGCUGGGCGGAAGCAGCAGUACUGUGGGCCCAGUUGGAGGUUGGAUCAACGGCGGUGGACAUGGCGCUCUGUCAAAUACUCUGGGCUUGGGUGUGGACAAUGUCCUCGAGAUUAAAACUGUCCUGCCUUCUGGAGAGUACGUUACUGCGAAUCGAUGUCAGAAUCAAGACAUAUUCUUCGCCCUUCGUGGCGGAGGAGGAUCCGCCUUUGGCGUCAACAUGGAGAUGACUACGACGGCUCAUCCUCAGGUAAGUCACAGUUUUUCAUCAUACAUCAUCUUCGCCUCACUCGACCUCGACUCCCGCCGCAAACUCGUCAAGAUCUGCGCCCAAAACGCCGAUAAAUGGGCAACAGAAGGCUGGGGCGGCUACAUCGCCCCAGGCGCCAAAUCAACCCAAACCUCCGGCCUCAUCCUCAUGACGCCCAAACUCACCCACGCCGAAGCCGUCAUCUCCAUGAAACCCCUCACAAACUUCGCCGCCUCCCUCCUCAACCUUCCCCAAAAGAACGGCGUCCACUCCGAGCCGUCAUUCUACCAAGCCUACCAGAAAUACAUCGUCCCGAACCAGGAAGAAGUCGGUCUAGGCAUCGCCGUCGGCUCGCGUCUCAUCCCUCGCGCCAGUUUCCAGUCUGCUUCCGGCCAAGAAGCGGUCACCAACGCCAUCAUCAAGGCUUCGAAUUUCGUCACGCCAAUCUUGGUGACUGCGCCCAGCAGCUACCAGACCGACAACACCAGCUCCGUCACUCCUGCUUGGUAUGGUCCGAAUGGUGCGGUCUGGCAUGUGCUUGUCGGCCAAUGCUUCGCCAACGACGCCACCGCGAGCGAGAUCCAGGACGCUUUCAGCAGGGCUCAUAAUGCUGCGGACGUUUUGCGCGCUGUGGCUCCGGAUAGUGGAGCGUAUCAGAAUGAAGCGGAUAUUUUCGAGCCGUCGCCCGAGGACAGUUUCUGGGGACAGGAGAAUUACCAGAAAUUGCUGGGCAUCAAGCAGCAGAUUGAUCCGAAUAAUGUGUUGACUUGUUGGGGUUGUGUUGGGUGGGAUAAGAGUGAUGCGAGGUAUUCUUGCUAUCCGAGCAUUUGA